This is a messenger RNA of Sardina pilchardus (European sardine), 5084 nucleotides long. It is a transcript of the gene klhl3, whose product is annotated as kelch-like family member 3. Gene Ontology annotation, molecular function: protein binding. Lineage: Eukaryota; Metazoa; Chordata; Actinopteri; Clupeiformes; Clupeidae. The transcript has 15 exons. The coding region runs from base 250 to 2016 and encodes 588 amino acids. The record is from RefSeq and is a predicted model, not a curated record.
UCAGUUGUGUCAGUCAGCCACUGCUAUCAAAACAGUACGCUAAACCAGUCGCUACCUGACUUCUCGGCGAGAAUUAAACAAAGUCAUUUGACACGUUACGGGCGGAUGUAUGUGGAGAGUAGGUGGCUGUGGUAGUUUGUAUUGUAGUAUCGCCGUUCAUGAGGAUAAAAUCAAAACAGUCGGAAAUGUUACCCGGGCCCGUAGCCAGCAGCGGACUCAUGCACAAGCGUUGACUACAUCCCAGUAAACAUGCACUGCAGUGGAAGCCAAGUCUCGAAUCACCCGUCCACGUUUGACAGUGAGGAUGAUCAGAUUGAUGGGGCAGUGCGUAGCUUCAACCAUGAACACAUGAGGAAAGCUUUCUGCCUCAUGAAUGACCUGCGCAGCAGGAGGCAGCUGUGUGAUGUCCUCUUGGUGGCAGGGGAGGUGGAGGUCCCGGCCCACAAGGUGGUGUUAGCUUCCUGCAGUCCUUACUUCUGUGCCAUGUUUACAGGGGACAUGAGUGAGAGUAAAGCCCAGCGGGUGGAGAUUCGGGAUGUGGAUGGACUCACUCUCAGCUGCCUAGUGGAGUACAUCUACACCGCCGAGGUCCAGGUGUCUGAGGAUAACGUGCAGGUUCUCCUGCCUGCUGCUAGCCUGCUGCAGCUGAUGGAUGUGCGUCAGGUGUGCUGUGAGUUCCUGCAGGCCCAGCUGCACCCCUCCAACUGUCUGGGCAUCCGCGCCUUCGCCGACCUACACACCUGCACUGCCCUGCUCAGCCACGCGCACGCAUACGCAGAGCAGCAUUUCUCGGAGGUAGUUCAGGGAGAGGAGUUCAUGACACUCUCACUGCAGCAGGUCUGCAGUCUCAUCGCCAGCGAUAAACUCACCGUGUCCUCAGAGGAAAAGGUGUUUGAGGCCAUGGUGGCCUGGAUUAAUCAUGAUAAGGAGGCUCGUUUGGAGCACAUGCCCAAACUUAUGGAGCAUGUCAGGCUGCCUCUGCUCUCCAGAGAUUACCUGGUCCAGAGGGUGGAGGAGGAGGCUCUCAUUAAGAAUAAUAACACCUGCAAGGACUUCCUGAUUGAGGCCAUGAAGUAUCACCUGCUCCCAGCAGACCAGCGCCACCUCAUCAAGACUGACCGGACACGACCACGCACACCCGUCAGUCUGCCAAAGGUAAUGAUCGUGGUGGGUGGACAGGCCCCUAAAGCCAUCCGUACAGUGGAGUGUUAUGACUUCCAGGAGGAGCGCUGGUACCAGGUAGCAGACCUGCCCUCCAGGCGCUGCCGAGCAGGUGUGGUGUUCAUGGGCAGUCGUGUGUAUGCGGUGGGGGGGUUUAACGGCUCCCUGCGCGUGCGGACGGUGGACAUGUACGAGGGCGGCCGGGACCAGUGGAGCACGGUGGCCAGCAUGCAGGAGCGCCGCAGCACACUCGGGGCCGCCGUGCUGGGAGACCUGCUCUACGCCGUGGGGGGGUUCGACGGCAGCACAGGUCUGGCGUCUGUGGAGGCCUACAACUGGCGGUCCAAUGACUGGACGUUUGUGGCGUCCAUGAACACCCGGCGCAGCAGCGUUGGCGUGGGAGUGGUGGACGGUAAGCUGUAUGCAGUAGGAGGAUAUGACGGAGCAUCUCGUCAGUGCCUGAGUACAGUAGAGGAGUUUGACCCGGUCAGGAACCAGUGGGUCUACGUGGCCGACAUGAGCACCAGGCGCAGUGGAGCAGGUGUGGGCGUGCUAGGGGACCAGCUCUAUGCAGCUGGGGGGCACGACGGGCCACUGGUGAGGAAGAGUGUGGAGGUGUUUGACCCCCCCAGCAACACCUGGAGACAGGUGUGCGAUAUGAACAUGUGCCGCCGCAACGCAGGUGUGUGUGCCAUUAAUGGGAUGCUGUACGUGGUCGGGGGGGACGACGGCUCCUGUAACCUCUCCUCGGUGGAGUUCUACAACCCAGCCGCAGACAAGUGGAGCCUCCUGCCCAUCAACAUGGGCAAUGGGCGGAGCUAUGCAGGUGUCUCAGUCAUUGACAAACCAUCAUGACAAUCAGCCCCCGCCAUCAGUAACUUCCCUUGGACCAAUCACAAGAUAGACUGCAGUCCACCGGAGACCAUGAUGACCAAUCAGAAAACAGACUGUAACCACCUGGGGCCCACCUGGGGCAGUCAGGCAGAAGACUGCGACCCAGACUCUGACUGAUUUACCCAUCAGCCCCUGCUGCUGCACGCCGCAUGCUGACCCAACAACCAAUCCCUGACUGCGCUGCCUGGAGUGGCCCCACCCUCCCUGAGAUGGACGUACCCUCUCCUCCAAUCAGAGAAUGGCAUGUAGUUAUGCCACACCCCCUUCCUUGACACUGUGGACAGGUCAAAAGCAAGGGCAAAAGUAUGGUGACCACUUCAAGCAAAAGCACAUUUCAAAUCACUUUAUUGAAGUUACAGAGAGGGACUCACAAACUCCAAAGAACCAUGAACGGAUGGAUUAAUAGUUCUCUUGAUGGAUGAGUGGAUGUGUCAUGUGAUGACUGAUGACUGGAGUUCAGGAACUCCACUGUGUGUGGAACAGGGUGGAGUGUUCCAUGUGUAACCGUGCCAACCAGUUCCAUCUCUGCUCUACUACUGAUUCUUUUGGCAUGCGGGGAGAGCAGCAAGAAUUAUCAGGAUCUCUCUCUACCUCCCAUUCUCCAACAGGAACCAUUCCUACUCCCAAUCCCCAUCCUCCAACAGGAACCAUCCCCACCUCUCCUCCCCUAUCCUCCAACAGGAACCAUUCCCACCCCCAAUCCCCAUCCUCCAACAGGAACCAUUCCAAUCUCUACCCUACCCUCCAACAGGAACCAUUCCAAUCUCUCUACCCCACCCUCCAAAAGGAACCAUUCCAAUCUCUCUACCCCAUCCUCCAACACGAACCAUUCCAAUCUCUCUACCCCAACCUCCAAUUGGAACCUCUCCCACCUCUUAACCCACCCUCCAACAGGAACCAUUCCCACCUCUCAUCCCCUUCCCUUCCAAUAAGAACCAUCCCCACACUACAAUUCUAUGCUAUAGACCAGAAGCAGUGCUGCAGUGCCACCUCUGACACACAGGGAGCGCCAGUGAGCUGCUGCCUAUGUGUGUGUGUGUGUGUGUGUGUGUGUGUGUGUGUGUGCGCGCAUGUGCGUUUGUGUUUGUGUGUGUGAGAAUGACUGUGCAACCAAAUAGGCAGACAGCAAUCUAAACCUAUGCUCACUUUCAGGAAUACAGUCAAGCACUUCUCACUCUCUCUCUUUCUCUCUCUUCCUUUCUCUUAAUAUCCUUCCUUUCCUUUAUUCUUUGUUUCCUUCCUGCAUUCUCCCCUCUUCCUGUCUCUCUCUCUCUCUCUCUCUCUCUCUCUCUCUUUCUCUGCGUUCUCCUGUGUGUCGGUGAUGAUGAGCUCUUUGUGUGAAGCUCACCCCUUGAAACACAACUGCAAAAUGAGAUUUGUGUGCCAGUCUGACUGAUCCUAGAUCUGAGGUCCGAGAUCGACGGAACAGAGAUAAUAAUGUAGCUUGUCUUGAGAUGUUUCUCGGACGUGUCCAGUAUUUAUCCCGGAUGUCUCAACGAUGUCUCGUUAAGAUGUAUCUGCCUGUAAGGAGCCUGAGGAGGACAAUGACGUGCCAAGCCAACUCUACAUUAAUCCUGUGCUGUGUGCAGCUGGAGCUGGUCAGAGGAGCUCCGCUGACCGGUCCAGUGGACCUCUGCAUGGCUGCGGCUUUACUCGGUUGUGUUAUAUCACGAUCCGGGGAUGAACUGAACUGACCCCCCCUCUGAUGUAGCAGCGCCACGCUGAGAGACUGACCUGGCUAUGCUGAGCGGGGCUCCGGUGCUGGUCAUCGGAGACCCCGACAGACUCGCGUUCACGGACUCUCGCAGCACGAAACCAGCCCCUCCUGAGUCCUCCGGUGGAAGGUGAACUACAGGGUUUCUGAGGGAUGGGAGCAGGGGGGGGGGGGGGGCUCGUCUCUUCUCAACAGUGUCAAUGUGUUAAGCACAUGUCUGUGUGUGUGUGUGUGUCACAAGCAUAUAUUCCAUAUGAUUGCAAAAGAAUUGUUUACUUUCUUGCCUUAGAGGUUCAGUCUCUCUAGUGUCGGUCGGAGUUCUUGAAAUAUACAAUGCAUUUGUGGAGUUGCCAUGGUUAUUAUUAUGAUGUACCUAUGAAAGGAACGUGACAGCUUAACUCCUUUUUUGUAACUUUUAUAACUUCCCCACCCCGCUGGUCAGAAAUAAUGCACAAUAGCGGCGUGUCUGGAGCCCACUUGAGCACUGAAUGAAUGAAAUAGUAAAUUUGCGAUUUUGUAAUCCUCUAAUCCUCUUGUGGAGCACAGUAGUUUAGCAAAUGUUCUUUACAGGUUGGCUGCCAACAAUGACCUGACUUUCUCCCAGCACAAAAAAAACCCACCACACAAAGCUUUGGCUUCUCGUUUUUUCUGUUUUCUGCCACCGGAGAGAUUGAAUGAGUUAAAAGCUACUCUUUACAGUAUCGCUAAUCUGUUCGGAUUGUGCCAGCCAGGUGGAAGAGCCUGUUACUAAACUAGCUCGCGUUCACAGGAUAAAUUAGGAUAAGAGCCUGUUGACUGUAUCAUAUGCAUUUACAAAUGAAGCUUACGGGAACAUAUCCUAAUUGUGUAUAGGGCAGUUUAGUGUGGUCAUCCACUAAAAUGUUUGCAACCCCGUGAACGAUGGGCCCUGUCACGUAUGCAUAGUGGAAAGUACAUAAUCAUGGAGAAGAGAAAGUGUUAACAGCAAGUGAUCUCAAGUAAAUGAGGAGGACCGUGUUGCCAGAGCGUUUGAAGCGAUGGCUACGGAAAACGCUAAGUAGCUGUCAGAUAGGGGGGGGGGAUCGCUCUGCCCAGUGUUCUAUGACGUUACCGUUCCGCACCAGAAAGGGUUUGAUGACCAGGUCUCUGACUAUGCACAUCCUUGCAAGUGGCGUCAUGUUGGUGCUGAUGGCCGUCACACGCCUGUUUCACACUAAGGAAAGACAUUUGAUUUGACCUGCUCACCUGGGUUGUUCAAUUGUACAGUGUAGUUGAUGCUCAACAGACGUUUUAACUGUAUCUAUACGAAAUGUGUUGAAGGAAAUAAAGACAUGUA